Molecule: messenger RNA, 1000 nt
Organism: Cannabis sativa
Lineage: Eukaryota; Viridiplantae; Streptophyta; Magnoliopsida; Rosales; Cannabaceae
Product: probable WRKY transcription factor 50
Exons: 3
Coding region: 32-625 (197 amino acids)
Biological process (GO): regulation of DNA-templated transcription
Molecular function (GO): DNA-binding transcription factor activity; sequence-specific DNA binding
Source: RefSeq, a predicted model, not a curated record
UACAUAGGAAGCUCUCUAUGAACCCACCUUCAUGGAACAAACAUUAGUAACAUUAUAUAUCUAUACAAGACAAGAGCUAACCAAGUUCACUUGUACUAGUAGUGCUAGUACCAACACUAAGUUUAUUAAAUCACAUAUGGAUCACUCUCCUGAGAAUGAUGACAAUGUUGAUGACUCUAAUUUCGAUCAAUUUUCCGAGUUUUUGAUGUUUGAUGAGUGGCCUGAUGAAUUUCAUCAUGACCACCCCGCGAUAUCUCAGUCUCAGUCUCAAUCUCAGCCUACGUUGAAUAAUCCUGUUACUUAUGCCACCGACGAAAUCGGUGGAAGUAGCAGCCACCUUGGUGGACACAACACUGGAGAGAAUGUGCAAAGUGGACAGGAAAGAAGGGAAGUUAGAGAAAGAGUUGCUUUUAAGAUAAAAUCAGAAAUUGAAAUAUUAGAUGAUGGGUUCAAAUGGAGAAAGUAUGGGAAGAAGAUGGUCAAGAACAGCCCAAAUCCAAGAAACUAUUACAGGUGUUCAGUUGAUGGGUGUCCUGUAAAGAAGAGAGUGGAAAGAGACAGAGAAGAUCCUAUGUAUGUUAUAACAACCUAUGAGGGAGUCCAUAACCACCAAAGUUCUUUUUAGUUACUUUACUUAUGGUAACUUUUGGGAACUAAUGAAAGUGGAAGAUUCAAACUUGGUAACAAGAUAGUUUAGUUUUGUAACCAAUCUCUUAUUCCUCUUCCCUUGUUUUAUGGGCUGUUGUUGUUGUAGUUGUAUCAGUUGACUACAAGGUUGACCAAGAUGCAUUCCUCUGCUUUUUUGGUACAAGCAAAGCAUAUUAGAGUUUCUUAUACUUACCAGAUUUGUGGAGCUUUGAAAUCUAUGCACUCAUUAUUAUGGGGAUGGGUUGCAAAUACUUUUAAUAUUUCCUAAUAGUUUCUAAGAAACUACCACCAUUGGGUUCUAUGUUUCUACUUUUUUGACAAUAACUAAGGAAAGAAAAUAUCUUUAUUCCAA